Saccostrea cuccullata (small rock oyster) is the source of this 2342-nucleotide messenger RNA. RefSeq lists its product as uncharacterized. The transcript has 3 exons. Lineage: Eukaryota; Metazoa; Mollusca; Bivalvia; Ostreida; Ostreidae. Bases 983 to 1876 code for a protein of 297 amino acids. The record is from RefSeq and is a predicted model, not a curated record.
CACAAGAGGUGGAGAUUUUUAUGUCAAUUUUAACAUGAAAUAUUUACAAUCUGUCAUUUUAAUUUCCAGUUUCAAGACUCAGAAUCUAAAUUUGUUGUUAAAAGAUUGGAAAUGGCUAGCAUAAUUAUUAUACAGAACCCUCUCUAUCUGUACCUCUGUCAGAAUCAAUUAUCGAUUGUUCUUUGAAUAACAAACCUAGCCAAUUUUGUCGGAAAUUGAAAUGACAGAUUUAAUAGACUAGUGUUGAAAUUUAUAAAAAGUUCCACAACUUGCAUUCUCUGGCCUCAGAGUCUCCACCCUCUUGCAACUUUUGACACUUCGUUAAUUGGCGUCUCCAUUGUGAUCAUUUUACACCAAGCGUUGGAGAAGUAGAAAGCUAGCAUGGUAUGUAUGUUUUUAAUUCCAAUCUAAAUAUUAAAGUAAUUUUUAUCACUUUACAUACCGGUAAUCUUGCCAACUUUGAAUCAUUAGACAUAUUAGGGUGUACAUGUUUUGCACAUAGGUGUAAAUUGUUUUCGCAGUCAUCCUCUAGAAAUUCAAUAGGCUUAUUUUGAGCUUGUUGAAAAAAAUUAAUUGGUAAAGUAUAUGCAUCUUUUCAGCAUAUUUAUACCUGUUAUCUGAUGACAGUUUAAAAACAAGACUUAUAAAUAAGUGUAAUAAGAGGCAGAUUUUGUAAAUUAAAAGAGUUUAAAAGCGGGUAUGGUUUGCAAACUUUGAAUAGACAUAUUAGGGUGUACAUUGUUUUGCACAUAUACUAGUAUAAUUCUAGAAAGAUUUGUUAAGUAUACUUUUAUUGGAAAUUUGUUUUAAAAAAUAAUAAUAAAUUGGGAGAUGGAAUUGUGAAUAAUGACUUGGAGAAUGUAGGAUAAUUGAUCUUUAAAAAGUGAUAAAUAAGAAACACCAAAUCUACCUUCAAUUACAUUAUAAAUAACACUUGAAAACAACUGUUUUUUAGGCAACCACAAUUUCCUUAGAGGAUCUGAUGACUCAAAGUGGACAGGUUCCUUAUACCAAAAGUUUAAAGAUUCAAGUUGUUGCCAUCACCGAUGUAGUGAACUAUAGAAACGACAAAAAUGAAAGCAAAAGUCUAAUGAAUGCUGCUGUUGUGGAUCACUCAAAAGCAGUAAAGUGCACGAUCUAUGACUCAACAAAGUUUCCUAGAUUUAAAGAAGGACAGUACCUCAUUUUACGAAAUGUCAUCAAGAAAACGGAUGGAGUAGUUGUAACAUCAAACACGAAAGUAUUUACUUGUGCACCUUUUGCAUUUGAAAUCCCAGCAGCCAUACAGCAACGUGGGAGAGAAAUAUUAAAUCCUCCUCCAGCACCAGUGGUAAAUGUGAAAGAGGCACUUGACUCUCCACCUAAAGCAAGGGUUACAGUCAGAGGCAAAGUGGUUCAGGAAGAAGCAACGAGAGAAGUGUUAUUCAAAGAAGAGAAGACAAAAGUAAAGAACAUCUACAUUGAAGAUACAUCUUCCAGAUGUAAAGUUGCUCUCUGGAGAGAAAAUACAGAAGAAAAUGUUCGACCUGGGGAUUAUGUUCAAAUAACUGACGUAGUGACAAAUUCUUAUCGGAAUGAAGUGUCACUUUCAACAACCUUCAGGACAAAGAUUAGCAAAAUAGAGUGCCCCGCAGAAACCACCACACAUGAGUGCAUGUCAGCAUGCAUUGAAGACAAUACAGCAACUUUCCUGCUAUGUGACGACACAAUCAUAACAUUGCCAAAACAACUUGUACAAGUGGCACUUCCAGAUGUAAAAGUCAACGACUUGGAGUCUCAUUUAAUGGCUAUGUUUACACCAACUCUAAAAAUAAAAUGCACAUCACGUGGAGACAGAGUUUCCUCUUUGGAAAUUAUGCCCACAAAAGCCGAAUAGUAGGCUACAGAUACAUGUGAAUAUAUGUGCCUGUAUUUCAUUAACGAUCAGUUUAUGCAUUUUAUGCUUUUGGUUUUGAUUUCCUGACUUCAUGGUUUUUUAAGGGUGUCAAUGAAAUUCAUCAUUCUUCAUUUUUUGAAACCUUUGCAUUUGAUAGAGAUUAAAAUAUCUCAGGUAUGGUUUGUGUGUCUUAGUGAAAAUGUUCAUUUUUAAAAAUUCAACAUAUAAUGUACAUAAACUUUUUUUAUAAUCUUUUGUAUGAAUUAGACUAUUCAGUUCAUAGGCUAGUAUUAUAUAUUCUCCACCUCUUCUUAGUUCUUAAUAUUAUAUAUUCUCCACCUUUUCUUAGUUCUUAGUAUUAUAUAUUCUCCACCUUUUCUUAGUUCUUAGUAUUAUAUAUUCUCCACCUUUUCUUAGUUCUUAGUAUUAUAUAUUCUCCACCUUUUCUUAGUUUCUUAAAGCUACC